Messenger RNA from Vespa crabro (European hornet), 1473 nucleotides. RefSeq lists its product as uncharacterized. The coding region runs from base 160 to 861 and encodes 233 amino acids. NCBI's taxonomy places the organism in Eukaryota, Metazoa, Arthropoda, Insecta, Hymenoptera, Vespidae. The record is from RefSeq and is a predicted model, not a curated record. The transcript is spliced from 4 exons.
CCGUCUCUCCACAUCCUAUCAGUUACGUUUCUUUAACCGUCAACCUCUUGGCUUACCUUAAGGAAAAGAAAAAGUAUCAAAAAAAAAAUAAAAAAAAAAUAAAAAAAAAAAUAAAAAAAAGUAAAAAAAAAAUAAAUAAAAAACAGCGAGUGAGACAAGAUGAUCCUGCUGCCACUGACCUUGGUAUUGGUCCUCGCAGCGAUCUGCAACGCAGAACCAGCGAUUAACGAAGUUAGACCUCACAGUAACAGGCCAGGAAGAUUCUUAUCUCUUCCGAUUCCGCAAAAAUGUUCGAACCGACCCAAACAAUUCAAUUUCCGUGGUCACAACUACUUUUACAGCGGACACGUGCCCGCUCACGCUAACCAAAAAGUCGAUUGGCUUGAUGCUAGAAAUAUUUGCAGAGAAUAUUGUAUGGAUCUAGUAUCUAUGGAAACUCAAGAGGAGAACAAUAUGAUUUUCAGACUUAUACAACAGAACGAUGUCCCGUAUAUUUGGACAUCUGGUCGUCUUUGUGACUUCAAGGGUUGCGAAAAUCGACGUGAUUUGGAACCUAAAUCAUUGUACGGUUGGUUCUGGUCGGCAAAUCGUGAAAAAAUGUCACCAACUAAUCAGAUACCACCUGGCUGGGGCUUUAAUCCUUGGUCCCAAACUGGACACAAGAAAGUUAGGCAGCCUGAUAACGCGGAAUUCGAUAUAAAUGGUACCAACGAGUCCUGUUUGUCUGUACUUAACAACGUUUACAACGAUGGCAUCGCUUGGCAUGAUGUUGCUUGCUACCACGAGAAACCUUUCGUUUGCGAAGAUUCCGAGGAGCUCCUCAAUUAUGUCGCAAAUACCAACCGUGGUAUCCGUCUGUAAGAGGUCUACGCCUCCACAGGCCAACGUGAUAUCACGACGGUCCUUCUCAUCAGAGUCAUCAACACCCACCCUUUUUUCCUUCUCUCCGCUUUUACAUUGCAAACGAGAAACGUAAACAUAAUAAAAUUUUCAAUGAAACAGGUGUACAGAUGAUGAAAUACGAUUUUAAUAAUGCUAAUAUUUUUCUUCAUGAAGAAACUCGUUCUCACUUAAUUAUUCUUAAUUGGUCUUUUCUCUUCUAUAAAGAAAUUUUUCUCUCCUAGAAAUAUGGGAAUUAUUCGUAACGCUGUUAGUAAUUAUGUGCUCUAAUUAUUUUUGAUUGCCUGUUAUAACAAAACGAAUAUUAAUUUUUAACAUGAUCAGAUGAAACUGUGAUCUUUUAAUACAAAAUUGUAUCUGUUAACAUAACUUAUAACGUGUCUCGUUGUUGCAACUUUUUCCUUCCUUCUUCAUUAUCCGAUGAAGUUCAGCUAUAACUCUUGCACUUCGUCCAAUGUGUAAUUACGAUAUUUCCGAUAAAGAGUAAUUCAUUAUGUACACGUAUUUAUUGAUAGAUAUCUGGCUGACAGUUUCUGUACAUUUAUGAAUAAAUCGUAAACGUAGGUCUAGUAA